Molecule: messenger RNA, 2324 nt
Organism: Lepus europaeus (European hare)
Lineage: Eukaryota; Metazoa; Chordata; Mammalia; Lagomorpha; Leporidae
Gene: ACAP1
Product: ArfGAP with coiled-coil, ankyrin repeat and PH domains 1
Exons: 22
Coding region: 30-2252 (740 amino acids)
Cellular component (GO): cytoplasm
Molecular function (GO): protein binding; GTPase activator activity
Source: RefSeq, a predicted model, not a curated record
CCAAGGACCCUGGGGCAAGUUGGACCAAGAUGACGGUCAAGCUGGACUUCGAGGAGUGUCUCAAGGAUUCGCCUCGCUUCCGAGCCUCUAUUGAGCUGGUGGAAGCCGAAGUGUCAGAAUUGGAGACCCGUCUGGAAAAGCUCCUCAAGCUGGGCACCAGUCUCCUGGAAAGUGGGCGCCAGUACCUCGCCUCCAGCCGCGCCUUCAUUGCUGGCAUCUGUGACUUGGCCCGCCUGGGUCCACCAGAGCCCAUGAUGGCGGAGUGCCUGAACAAGUUCACCGUGAGCCUGAGCCACAAGCUGGAUAGCCACGCAGAGUUUCUCGAUGCCACCCAACACACACUGCAGCAGCAAAUCCAGACCCUGGUCAAGGAAGGUCUCCGGGGUUUCCGGGAGGCCCGCCGGGACUUCUGGCGAGGGGCCGAGAGCCUGGAGGCCGCUCUGACCCACAACGCCGAGGUCCCCAGGCGCCGGGUCCAGGAUGCCGAAGAGGCUGGAGCAGCUCUGAGGACUGCUCGGGCUGGGUACCAGGGACGGGCAUUGGAUUAUGCCCUGCAGAUCAACGUGAUUGAGGACAAGAGGAAGUUUGACAUCAUGGAGUUUGUGCUGCGUUUGGUGGAAGCCCAGGCCGCCCAUUUUCAGCAGGGCCACGAGGAGCUGAGCCGGCUGGCCCAGUAUCGCAAGGAGCUGGGCGCGCAGUUGCACCAGCUGGUGUUGAAUUCAGCGCGGGAGAGGCGGGACAUGGAGCAGAGGCACGUGGUGCUGAAACAGAAGGAAUUGGGUGGGGACGAGCCAGAGCCAACUCUGAGGCAGGGGCCCAGUGGCCUGGUCAUGGAAGGGCAUCUCUUCAAACGUGCCAGCAACGCCUUCAAGACCUGGAGCAGACGCUGGUUCACCAUUCAGAGCAACCAGCUGGUUUAUCAGAAGAAGUAUAAGGACCCUGUGACCGUGGUGGUGGACGACCUUCGUCUCUGCACGGUGAAGCUCUGCCCAGACUCAGAAAGGCGGUUCUGCUUUGAAGUGGUGUCCACCAGCAAGUCCUGCCUCCUCCAGGCUGACUCCGAGCGCCUCCUGCAGCUGUGGGUCAGCGCUGUGCAGAGCAGCAUUGCCUCGGCCUUCAGCCAGGCGCGCCUUGAAGACAGCCCGAGGGGUCCAGGCCAGGGCUCAGGACACCUGGCCAUGGGCUCUGCUGCCACCCUGGGCUGUGGAGGCAUGGCCAAGGGGAGGGAGCCUGGGGGAGUCGGACACGUGGCAGCCCAGGUGCAGAGCGUGGACGGCAACGCCCAGUGCUGCGACUGCCGGGAGCCAGCCCCAGAGUGGGCCAGCAUCAACCUCGGUGUCACCCUGUGCAUUCAGUGCUCCGGCAUCCACAGGAGCCUUGGGGUUCAUUUCUCCAAAGUCCGGUCCCUAACUCUCGACUCGUGGGAACCGGAACUAGUGAAGCUCAUGUGCGAGCUGGGAAACGUGGUCAUCAACCAGAUCUAUGAGGCCCGUGUGGAGGCCAUGGCGGUGAAGAAGCCAGGGCCCAGCUGCUCCCGGCAGGAGAAGGAGGCCUGGAUUCAUGCCAAGUAUGUGGAGAAGAAAUUCCUGACCAAGCUCCCUGAGAUUCGAGGGCGAAGAAGUGGCCGGGGGGCCCCUCGGGGACACCCUCCUAUACCUCCAAAGCCUUCCAUCAGGCCCCAGCAGGGGAGUUUCAGAUCCAAGCCAGAGCCCCUGUCUGAGGACCUGGGAAAUCUGCACCCUGGGGCCCUGCUGUUUCGAGCUGCUGGGCACCCACCAUCCCUCCCCACCAUGGCCGAUGCCCUUGCGCAUGGAGCUGAUGUCAACUGGGUCAACGGGGGUCAAGAGAAUGCAACGCCGCUGAUCCAGGCCACAGCUGCUAAUUCUCUUCUGGCCUGUGAGUUUCUCCUGCAGAACGGGGCGAACGUGAACCAGGCAGACAGUGCGGGCCGAGGGCCCCUGCACCACGCUACCAUUCUUGGCCACACUGGGCUCGCCUGCCUGUUCCUGAAACGGGGGGCCGACCUGGGGGCCCGGGACUCUGAAGGCAGGGACCCUCUGACCAUCGCCAUGGAAACAGCGAACGCUGACAUCGUCACCUUGCUACGCUUGGCAAAGAUGAGGGAGGCCGAGGCCGCUCAGGGCCAGGCAGGAGAUGAGACGUAUCUCGACAUCUUCCGGGACUUCUCCCUAAUGGCGUCAGACGACCCGGAGAAGCUGAGCCGGCGGAGUCACGACCUCCACACACUCUGAUCCCCGCCUUCCGGGCCGCGCACCCCCGGCUGCCGCUCCCCACCGCCAGCCCCGUCCCAUUAAAGCCUCCGU